CUACUGCUGCAGCAGCCUGGAACCCGCUGCUUCUUCACAGUCUGGCUAUUUCCCACAACAGCCGCAGUGCAGAAACUGACCCCACAGGGUCCACCUGAGCCUGAGAUCAGAAGCUGAUUAUGAUGGGGAGCAGGAAGGUGCUGGUGACUGGGUGCUCCUCUGGCAUUGGCCUGGCUGUGGCUGUACGGUUGGCCAACGAUGAGCUGAGGCGGUUUAAAGUGGUUGCCACAAUGAGGGAUCUCGGGAAACGGGGACCCUUGGAGAAAGCAGCUGGCGACUCAUUAAAUAAAACGCUGGAAAUCAAAGAGCUGGAUGCGUGCAGUGAAGCCUCCAUCAAAGACUGCAUCAGCAGCCUGCCCAACAGACAAGUGGAUGUCCUGGUGAGUAACGCUGGUGUUGGGAUGAUCGGGCCGCUGGAGUGCCAGAGCAUCAGCGACAUGAAGGACCUCUUUGACACCAACUUCUUCGGCCUGGUGCGGUUGGUGAAGGAGUUGCUACCAGACAUGAAGCAGCGGCAGAGUGGCCAUAUUGUGGUGAUGAGCAGUGUCAUGGGACUACAGGGACUUCUGUUCAACGAUGUCUACGCUGCCUCCAAAUUCGCUGUGGAAGGAUUUUGUGAAAGUCUGGCAGUGCAAGCAUUGAAGUUUAACAUCAAGACUACUCUUGUGGAACCUGGUCCAGUGGUGACAGAGUUUGAAAGGAAGGUGUAUGAAGAUGCUGAGAAGAUGGAUCUAACAGGGACAGAUGAAGAGACUGCUAAAAUCUUUCGUGAGAUCUACCUGCCAUACUCUGAAAAGAUCUUCGCGUCAUUAGGCCAGACACCGCAGGAAGUGGCUGAGCAAACGUAUAAAGUGAUCACAGCCGCAGACCCUCCUUUGCGCCACCAGACGAACUGCCUGUAUACGCCCAUGACUGCACUGAAGCACGCCGACCCGACUGGACGGCUGCCCAUGGACACUUUCUACAAGAUGCUCUUUAAACACAGCGGUGUGUUCAAUGCUACUCUUGGGAUCAUGCGCAUGUUGCAAAGAACAGGUGGGAAGAAAUGAUGAUUUGACUGCUGCACAGACCUGAAGUGAUUUAUUGUUUUAACUACAACUCCUAAGUUAAUUAACUAAUUGAAAAAUAGUAAUUUGUGAUAAAUAUCCAGUUUAUAUUUAUGAACUUUAAUAAUUUUCUUCAUUAAUCUUGCGUUGGUUGCAAAAACAAAACAAAUAUCACUGAAAAAGAGCAAAUUGAUACAAAGAGUGUUUAUUUUACCAUAAUGAUGAUUAAAAAAAAAAGAACUACAAGAGUGGGAGUCAAUAGUACCAUACUUAAAUGAGAUAUUUCUUUGACAGAUAUGCUGCAAACAUCAAUAAAUGAUGCACUUGCUAUUGAAUAAUGAUGAAAUGUUUUGAUCUACUGUUGUUUAUACCUCUUAUCUUUAUAUAUGCCUUUAUAUACAUGACUUGAUCGAUACUAAAAAGCUUGAAUAUCCUCUGAAAAGUAAUAAAUUACAUUUUAUCAACAGUUACAAAAAAACACUGUUUCCCUUUAUUUACUAAAGAAACUUGCUAACUCGAGUUGAAAAACAAAUGUCAUUCAUUUAUAUUCUUCAUGUAAUUAUCAUUCAGGGAAUAAUAACGUUUUUUUAACUGAAUUUGUUUUUUUGCCAUUUUCAAGCUAUUGAUUUACAUUAUUUCAAUAUUGUCUAUUUUUUUUAACGUGGAAGGUGAAUAAACGUUCUGUUUCUUCUUCAGCAAAGACAGAAAUUAAUGCACAAACUUCAGCCUUGUAAUCUGAAAAAUCUCUAAAAAACGACAAUCCAGAAGACUGUUGAAUGUGAGAUAUAAGAAAAAGAAAAUAAACCUUCUUUUAUUCAGUCUUUUUGGAUUAGUAUUUACAAUCAAGGUCUUACAACUAAAUGAAGUGGAUAUUAUUGACUCCUUGCAGAGGUUUAUGUAAUGUUAUUUGCGUUAUAUGGAGCGGCUGUUUCAUUGUAAUAAUAAAAAUCAACCUCACAUACUCCUCCACGUUUAAAAAUGCCAAAAGUGGUGAUGGAUCAUAAACAAACACAGUGCUUGUUGAGUGGAUUUAUAUGAAUCAUGCAUUUCUUUUUCCUUUC
Molecule: messenger RNA, 2107 nt
Organism: Cololabis saira (Pacific saury)
Lineage: Eukaryota; Metazoa; Chordata; Actinopteri; Beloniformes; Belonidae
Product: retinol dehydrogenase 8
Exons: 7
Coding region: 120-1049 (309 amino acids)
Biological process (GO): estrogen biosynthetic process
Cellular component (GO): cytoplasm
Molecular function (GO): estradiol 17-beta-dehydrogenase [NAD(P)+] activity
Source: RefSeq, a predicted model, not a curated record